Messenger RNA from Mercurialis annua (annual mercury), 6295 nucleotides. RefSeq lists its product as uncharacterized. The record is from RefSeq and is a predicted model, not a curated record. Lineage: Eukaryota; Viridiplantae; Streptophyta; Magnoliopsida; Malpighiales; Euphorbiaceae. Gene Ontology annotation, molecular function: RNA-DNA hybrid ribonuclease activity; nucleic acid binding. The transcript has 2 exons. Gene Ontology annotation, biological process: DNA integration. The coding region runs from base 690 to 6077 and encodes 1795 amino acids.
AGUUCAAGGAGGAGUUGGAUAAAGUGGAGAGCUGGAGCCAUGCUUUGAAGGAAACUGCAGGAAUGGCAGGAUUGGUUUCAAACAACAUUAAGCCUGAGUCAAAACUAAUUGAAGAAAUUGUCAAUCAUGUUUUCGAGACGUUAAGUCGGGUAUUUUCUGAUACCGACCUAAUAAUAUUCGAACUCCAAGCAUCGCCUAACGAAUGCUAUGCUCGCCCAACGGGUCUCCAAAUCUCCCAUCGCCCAUGUCUGUCUCGGGCGGACUCAUCCAGGUCUGCCAUCUAGGCGACCUCAUCCACUCUGUUCCCUGACACCCACUACCCGGGAUAAUCGGGAACGUGCCUUCACCAUUAUCAAUAAUCGUGGGGCAAACCCACGAUUUACCAGAUAACCACCGCCUUAAACUCAUUAUAAAAGGAAGCCACCGAAUGCUGAGAAGGGUAAGCAAAAUCAGACUCAAAUACUCUUACAUUCACUUACCUACCAAAAAACCCUCUCUGACUUAAGCAUCGGAGUGGCUUUCAGGCUGAGCAAGCCUGAAGUCCUUUGAGCUUAUAUUUGUUACUUGUGCAGGAAAAACAGUACGGGCGACCCUUUAAAGAUCGACCUGUAUCAUUUGGUGCGGUGAGGGUGGAACUUAUUAGUUUCGUCGUUCCUUUUAGAUACUUUUCAGAAUUUGCUUUUUCAAGAAUGGAUCCCCCACGAGAUAAUACUCUACCAGCUACCAACCGAGAAGACAGGGAAACAGAACCACCGGCCCUAAAUCUGUUUCCCCCAACCAGCGAAGAAGGAGAAACCAGCGACCCCCUGGCGAUAAGACAGACGAUACCUCCGAUAGCCGUAGCACCUGAUGAAGAGCCAAUCAACAACCAAGCAAUGUUCAAGGCUUUCCUAGAAAUCACCAGUCUACUCAAAGACAUCAAACAGAGUAUCUCGUUAAAAUCGCCAGAGCAGGGAUCAGCGAAAUCACCAGUACAGAAGUCAACGUCAACCAUGGACAAGGGAAAAGAACCGAUGCGAGAGGAAGAUGCCCCUGAAAAUUCCGCAAGGAAACAAAAUGCCCCCAUCGUAAUUCCAGACGAAGAACGUUGGAUGGAUGAACAACACACCCUCAAAGGCGGAGAAGAGCAUCUGGAGGAAAAAGUUCGCCAAGUCAUGAGCAGGCUUGGAAUAAGAUGUGAAGACGUGGACAUCUCUCUUCGAAGUGACUCACCACUCGCAGAUUUCAUCAUCUCUCACGAAUUCCCUACAAAGUUCAGAUACCCCCCAAAUUUGGAGUCAUACGAUGGAACAGGCUGUCCCAAGAGCCAUAUUCACAAAUUCCAAGCGGUGAUCAAUGUUCAGACAAACUUGGAUCACGUACUAUGCAAACUUUUUCCUACUACCUUAAAAGGUCUGGCGCAGGAAUGGUACCAGAGUUUAAAGCCAGGAUCAGUGCUGACAUUCAAACAAUUCUCAGGACUUUUCCAGGCUAGAUUCGUAGCAUGCAUCCCUCAAAAGAAACUGUCCACAGAUCUGCUGGCCAUCAUGCAAUGGGAAGGAGAGACACUCAGGAAGUAUGUAGAAAGAUUCAAUAAGGAGGCGAUGCAGAUAGAAGACCUGAGCCAGGAGAUCGCCUACACAGCAUUACUCAAUGGAACUACCAACUCCGACCUACGAAAGGAAUUGUUGGCUAAAUCACCAAAAUCAUUUACCACACUGAUGACCAUCGCACAUACACAGAUCAGAGUGGAUGAUGGCCAAAGAGAGAUAGAGAAUCGCCUCGGACGGGUAGAAGAACGAACGUUUGCAGGAAGAAGAAAUGGGGACAGAUCGCCCAUAGGAAAGAGGUUCGGAGAAAAAGGCAACGACCAUUUCAGAAAUAAAAGGAAAAAAGACGAAGAUAGGCGAUAUACGCCCCUGAACACAACCAGAACCAACGUACUGUUUUGGGUAAAAGACAGCCGAGAGAAGGUCAGAUGGCCAAGGAAGAUGAACGCUGCAUCAGCCAGCAAAAGAGACAAUAGCAAAUACUGUGAAUUUCACAGAGACAACGGCCACACCACAGAUGAAUGCUGGCACCUGAAGGAGGAGAUAGAGAAGCUGAUAGAAAGGGGAUCCCUUUCCCAGUUCGUAAAAAGGGACACCGAAGCCAGAGAGACGGAAUCAGAAAGAAAGAAAGAGCGGAAAGAAGAAAUCGCCAGAAGACCCAGACCAGAGCCAGCAGGCGUGGUUAACGUAAUAAUGGGCGGAUCGACCGGAGGAGACAGCAAUACUACAAGGAAGAAAGCUGCAAGAACAGUCUACUCGGUUAGCCCAGGUGCACCGAAUGCUAAGAAAUUCAGAAGCGUAUCUUUUUCGGAGGUCGAUAGUCGUGGCUUAUCAGUCCCCCAUGAGGACGCCCUAGUUGUCAAGGGGCGACUCAACAAUUUCGAGGUAUCUCGAAUGCUCGUAGACACGGGAAGUUCGGUAAACAUGAUCACGAUGGAGGUGUUCGGCAGAAUUGGACUCAAGAAAGAAAAUUUGACACAUGUCUCUACUCCACUAGUGGGACUAGGAGGCAAAUCUGUACAGGUGGAAGGAUCACUGGAGAUAAACAUCCAACUGGGGGAUGGAGAGAUCUACAAAGAGAUCCGAGCAGAAUUCAUCGUGGUCAAUAUGGAUUUCGCAUACAACGCAAUUCUCGGAAGGCCACUCUUGCACGAUACGUGCGCAUCCAUUUGCAUGAGGUACCUACUGAUGAAAAUCCCAACCAGAGAAGGCGAUGCCGAAGUCAGAGGAUGCCAAAAGUCAGCCAGAGAAGCAUACUUUACAGCUCUCAGGAAAGUACAUAUAACCUUGCCAGUACUAACAAUGGAACCUCCAGAGAAGAAGGAAAGGGCGGAGCAUUAUGGGCGAACUGAGAAAAUCGAAUUAUCCCCAGGAAAGGAGAUAGAAGUGGGAGAUGAGCUAGAAAAAGAAAUCAAACGAUCUCUGACCGAAAACCUCAGAUCGCUUGGAGACUCCUUUGCCUGGACAACAGACGAAUUGAUCGGAGUAGACCCGGACGUCAUAUGUCAUCGGUUAAACAUAGCGACCGACGCGAAGGCAGUGAUACAAAAGAAGAGAAGGCACUCGCCCGAAAAACAACUCGCCAUCGCAGAAGAGGUCGCCCGGUUAAAAGCAGCAAACGUGAUCAAAGACGCCUAUUACCCCAAGUGGGUAGCAAAUGUGGUGAUGGUAAAAAAGUCCAAUGGCACUUACCGAAUGUGCGUGGACUUCACAGAUCUGAAUAAAGCAUGUCCCAAAGAUAGUUUCCCACUCCCACACAUUGAUCAGUUAGUAGACUCCACAGCAGGUCACGCCCUCUAUACAUUCCUAGAUGCCAAGGCGGGAUAUCACCAGAUACCCAUGGCACCUGAAGAUCAGGAGAAAACGGCCUUCAUAACGGACCAGGGAUUAUUUUGUUACAAGAUGAUGCCCUUCGGUCUGAAGAACGCAGGAGCCACAUAUCAGCGGCUGGUGAACUCAAUAUUCAGAGAUCAGAUAGGAAAACACAUGGAAGUUUAUGUGGAUGACAUGAUUAUCAAGAGCAUCCGAGCUGAAGACCACCCAACAGAUGUGAAGAUAGUCCUGGAGACGCUAAAGAGAUACCAGCUAAAACUCAAUCCGGAAAAGUGCGUAUUCGGAGUACCGGCAGGCAAGUUCCUGGGAUACAUGGUCUCUCAGAGGGGUAUCGAGGCCAACCCAGAUAAAAUCGAAGCGGUCUUAAAAAUGACACCGCCACGGAGCAUACAUGAAGUCCAGAAGCUCAACGGCCGGAUCACGGCUCUAGGUCGGUUCAUGUCCUGCUCGGCAAAACGAUGCCUGCCUUUCUUCAAAACCCUGAAACAGAUCAAGAACUUCACAUGGACCGCAGAAUGCCAGCAGGCGUUUGAAGAGUUGAAAAGCUUCCUAUCCUCGCCCCCACUGUUGGCGAGACCGGAUCCGGGCGACGUGUUAUAUUUAUACAUCUCUUGCUCUGACGAAACAAUAGCAGGAGUAUUGGUGUCGGAAAAAGGAGGCGAACAAUACCCGAUCUACUACAUUAGCAAAGUACUCAGAGAUGCGGAGCUGAGAUACCCGAAGUUGGAGAAGCUGGCGCUGUGCGUAUACACCGCCACCAUCAAGCUCCGACAUUACUUCGAAGGGCACCAAAUCAUUGUACGGACCGACCAACCAUUACGAAAAAUCCUCCAGAAGGCAGAGACAAGUGGACGCAUAGCAGAAUGGGCCGUCAAAAUAGGAAGUCUGGGCGUUAUCUAUGAAGCUCGGAAAGCACUGAAAGCUCAAGCACUAGCCGACUUCUUCGCUGAAUUAACAUUCAAAGAACCCAUGGAGGACAAAACGACUCCCUGGGAGAUGCACGUCGAUGGAGCAGUUUGCGGAGAAGGAGCAGGCAUCGGAGUCGUGCUCAAAGGACCAGGAAGAAUCCAAAUGGAAUACUCAGCAAGACUCGAAUUUCCAGCUUCCAACAAUGUUGCGGAAUAUGAGGCGCUGAUAACAGGGUUGCAAUUAUGCGAAGAGCUUAACAUCUCCGAAGUCCAGAUCUACAGUGAUUCACAACUGGUUGUGAACCAAGUCUCGGGGAACUUCGAAGUAAAAGAAGCUACGUUGAAGAAGUACGCCAAGCAGGCCAAAACCUUCUUUGCCGAUAAUGGGCGAUCCUGGUCGCUACAGCAAAUACCCAGAGCAAUGAAUGGAAGAUCAGACGAAUUGGCAAAGUGGGCAGCAACAAAGAAUUACGACUCAAUGAGAAACAUUCCUCAUGAAAUCAAACGACAGCCUAACUUUCAAGAAGAAAUUGAGGAAGGCGAAGUACUGAUGGUAGAAGGGGAAGAAAACUGGAUGUCCCCCCUCACAGCAUACCUGGCUAAUGGAAUACUCCCCGAGGAUAAGAAGGAAGCCAAAAGGAUAGUGAUACUCUCAUCAAAGUUCGGAAUAUACAACGGCCAGCUGUACAAACGGUCAUUCACCCAUCCCUGGCUAAGAUGUGUGAACAAAGAAGAAGGAGAGUACAUCAUGAAAGAAUUACAUGAGGGGACCUGCGGAGCACAUGACGGAGCAUCAACACUGGUCAGGAAAGCACUGCUACAAGGCUAUUAUUGGCCCACGAUGAAAGAACAAGCUACAACCCUAGUAAGGGGAUGCUGGCCGUGCCAGCAACAUGCCUUGGUACCAAGAAAGCAAGCUUCAGAAAUGAAACCCAUCGGCAGUGCAUGGCCGUUCGCCCAGUGGGGUAUGGACAUCCUGGGACCUCUCCCUUUGGCCACAGGACAACGGAAGUUCCUGGUAGUGGCAAUCGACCACUUCACCAAGUGGAUAGAGGCAGAACCACUGGCAAAAAUCACCCAACAACGCAUAACUAACUUUUUCUUUAGAUCUAUCUUGUGCAGGUUUGGAAUACCGAAGGUGCUGAUCACAGACAACGGAAAGCAGUUCGACUCAGCAAAGUUUAGAAAGUUUUGUGCCGAGUAUCAGAUCGACCUAAGGUUCACUUCGGUUUACCAUCCACAAUCGAAUGGGCAAACCGAAGUGGCCAACAGAAUCCUACUGGCCGGACUAAAAAGAAGACUAGACGAGUGCAAAGGAAGAUGGGUAGAAGAACUCUACAGCGUCCUAUGGAACUACCGUACCACCCCUAGAGAAUCAACGGGCGAAACUCCAUUCGCCCUAGCCUAUGGAACGGAGGCUGUAAUUCCUGUAGAGAUCGGCGCACCCACGCCAAGGACAGAAGACAACCAGCUAAACCUAGAAGAAAACGAAGAAGAGCUCAGGAACAAUCUGGAUCUCCUGGUUGAAAAAAUCAACAGAUCAGACAUCAGGAUGGAAGCCUACAGACAAAAGAUGGCCAAACAUUUCAACAGCCAUGUAAAGAAAAGAAAAUUCAAACUAGGCGACCUAGUCAUGCGAAAAACCGAAGUCAAAAAAGGAGAAGCAGGAAGUGGAAAACUGCAGCCAAACUGGGAAGGACCUUACACCAUCAGCGAGGUCAUUAAAGAAGGAACAUUUAAACUCACCAACUCCAUGGGAAGAAUCAUACCAAGGACAUGGAACGCCAACAACUUGAGAAAAAUUUAGUCACAAUGGGUCGCCAUCAGACAUGAUUAGUUAUUCCUUAAGAAGUAGCAUAAUUAGUCAAGCGGUGUUUAGUUUCAAUAUUGUAUUUCAAUUCCUCCAAGUGAUGUUUAAUCACAGCAUUGUGCUUCAAUUUCUACAAGUGAUAUUUCAUCACAUUAUUGUAUUUGAAUUUAUGCAAGUAUUUUAAUUUACCCUUGCUCGGACAAGGAAUUUCCACA